UUUUUUUUCUUCUUCUAUUACUUCUUUUUUUCUAACUGUUUCUUGCUCAGAAAGAACAACCUCUAUUGCACCGGAACAGGUUCCAUAACAUUCUUUUCUUUCCUCUACAGCUUAAUUUGAUUACAGUUUGUUUUCUCUAUUUCUUAUCACUUCUUUUUAUUCGAAACAUUUCUUUUACAUUCUUACAAAUAACCUAGCUUUCUAUUCAAAAAAACAAAAGAAAAGACUGUAUUCAUAUCGUUUAAAUCAAAUUACAAUUCAAAAGAGGAAAGACUUUUCAAGACAAAGACAUUAUGGAAUCAAACCCAAUGGUUCAAGAUGAAGCUCCCAUGGCAGUAUUGCCUUUAAAUCCUAGCGCCAAGUUAGAUCAAGAACCUAAUCCUUUUGAGAAAAGUUUCUCAGGAGCAUCCGUCGAAGAAACGUCAAAAGAUAAACUCAAGCUGCCCCCUGUUGCUGCUAUUACUAGUCCUUCGCAGGCUUUAAUAGUCAACAAUAACGAUCAUAACAACAGCAAUAGUCAACCACAACCACAGACCAACGUUAUUGGUGGAGGUGUGUUACCAAAAGAAAUUUCAAAUCAGUUCACUUGGGAAACACUUCGUACAGGACCAUUAUCCCCUUCCAUGUUACAAGGUCCUGCAAAUCCUGAUGAAUACUAUUCUACUGCUACUACGACAAACGGGCAAUUAGCACCACCUAAUAUUUAUUCUAGUCGAUCUUCAUUCACCUCUACUGCCAAUCCUAUUAAAAUGGAGGCACCUCAGCCAAUUUAUAUGAAUACUACGCAAUACCAUCAAUAUCAGCCGAAUCCAUACCCACAUGCACACUUGCAACAACAACAACAACAAUUGCAAGAGCAAUCCAUACCGCGCAUGAGACAGUCUUCUACAAAUAGUCAAAUGAGUACUAAUACAACCACAUCCAAUAGUAGAAAACGGUCAUUUUCUCAUCAGGAAGAUGAUGGUCACUCAAUAGACAGUAACGAAUCGAAUAAUCAACCACAGAAUAAAUCAAGAAGAAGAUCUUCUGCAGUAACCAACAACUCUGAAGAAGAUCAGGAUAAGAAUAGCAACAGUAGUAGUAAUGGCGGUGGUGGUGGCGGUAGAAAGAAAUCAAAGUCGACUGGUAAAUCAACUGAAGACGAUGAAAAGCGAAGAAACUUUUUAGAAAGAAACAGAAUAGCCGCUCUAAAGUGCCGUCAGAGGAAGAAGCAAUGGUUGAAUAAUCUUCAAGCAAAGGUCGAGUUUCUUACAAGUGAUAACGAAAGACUUCAAAUACAAUCAGAAUCCUUGAAAGAAGAGAUCGUCAACUUAAAAACGUUACUGUUAGCUCAUAAGGACUGCCCUAUUGCACAGGCCAACGGUUUCCAUCCUAAUUCUAUACAAAAAGCCAUGCCUUCUAUGUUAUCAACGCAACAAAUGAUGCGACAAGGUAUACCUCCUCCUCCUAUGCCUCCUUCUUCUACUGCACCCAAUAGCAGCACAUUGGGAAUGAUCCCUGCUCCACCUACUUCUUUUCUGAAUAACCGUACAUCCACCACUAACACCGCAACCACAGCAAAUACUUCUGCAUCUGCCCCACCGCCGCCGCCUGUUUCAACCACCACAUCCAAUAUCCCGAAUUCUAUUCCUCAAUAUCAGCGAGCAACGACGACUAUGGGAAUCCCUGUUCCACCGCAGCAAACAAGUCAUCAACAACAAAGCAUGGUUGCUGGCGGUUCAUCAAAUGUGUUAAGAUUUUAAAUGAUCUACCCUCAACGUCCAUUCUAUUCCUUAUUUUUGCCCUUCCCCCCCCCCCCCC
Mycotypha africana is the source of this 1800-nucleotide messenger RNA. RefSeq lists its product as uncharacterized. NCBI's taxonomy places the organism in Eukaryota, Fungi, Mucoromycota, Mucoromycetes, Mucorales, Mycotyphaceae. The coding region runs from base 294 to 1742 and encodes 482 amino acids. Gene Ontology annotation, molecular function: DNA-binding transcription factor activity, RNA polymerase II-specific; RNA polymerase II cis-regulatory region sequence-specific DNA binding. Gene Ontology annotation, biological process: regulation of transcription by RNA polymerase II. The transcript is spliced from 4 exons. The record is from RefSeq and is a predicted model, not a curated record.